AUGCUUCUUUUGUCUUGGGCCUUAGCGGCCCUGAUUGGCCCGCGCUGCGGCGCCAUUAGACAGCUCCGGCCGCGGCCUCCAGCCUUCUCCGUUCCGGAUGUGGUCGUGGUCGGCGGCGGGCACGCCGGAUGCGAGUCGGCUGCUGCAGCUGCUCGUGUCGGCGCGAAGACAGUGCUAGUAACGCCGCGGACGGCGUCAAUCGGCGAGAUGUCGUGUAACCCUUCGAUAGGUGGGAUUGGCAAGGGCAACAUCGUGUGCGAAAUAGAUGCGCUGGACGGGGUGAUGGGCGUCGCUGCCGACGAAGGAGCGGUGAUGUACCACCUGCUCAACUCCAGUCGGGGUCCGGCCGUCAGGGGCCCGCGUGCGCAGGAGGAUAGAGACCACUACGCGGCUGCCGUGCGUGACAUUAUCGGAAAACAGGACGGUUUGCAUGUGGAGGAGUCGAUGGUAGAAGACGUUCUGGUGGAGGACGGAGCGGUGCGCGGCGUGGUGUUUGCGGACGGUCGUACCGUUCAAUGCAAGGCCGUGGUGAUCACCACGGGCACCUUCCUCCGAGGCCGAUGCCACCGUUCAAAGACACAGGUGCCAGGGGGGCGACUUGACCGUCUGAAAGGGGAAUUUGAAGCGCCGGCCGACGGGCUAUGUGCGACCCUCGCCAGGCUCGGCAUAUCUACCAACCGAUUUAAAACAGGCACGCCUCCGAGAGUUAAACGCAGUUCCAUAAACUAUGAUGUGCUGGAGGUUCAAAAUUCGGACCUCGACCCCACCCCUUUCUCGUACCUCAACGCCGAGUCUGGGCCGCCGCUUCGGGACGGGGUUGUUGUGAUCGAGUUCAGAAUUGUAAGGGAGCAUCUUGGUGUUCUCCCGGAUUACGAGAGCGGGUUCGGCAAGGGUCUCGGGCCCAGGUACUGCCCGUCCCUCCCGGCAAAAAUUACGCGUUUCCCCAAUGUAGCGGGGCAUGUAGUGUGGCUGGAACCUGAAGGAACGGACAGUGAUCUUGUGUACCCCAAUGGUUUGUCGGGAGCGUUUCCGCCAGAAGUGCAGCUGGAGCUGCUGCGGACGAUACCCGGGUUGGAGGAGGUGGAGAUAGUGACCCCCGGUUAUGACGUGGAAUACGACUACAUCGACGCGCGUUUGCUGCGUCACACGCUACAGUUUAAGCAAAUAGAGGGGCUCUAUUUCGCUGGCCAGAUAUGCGGUACAACGGGGUAUGAGGAAGCGGCAGGGCUAGGGUUGGUGGCCGGAUGCAACGCGGCGCUGUUUGCGCUGGCGUCCGGUCGUGAGUUCGUUUUAGAUCGCAGCGAAGGUUACAUCGGGGUGCUGAUAGACGACCUCGUGCGAAAAGGAACGAGUGAGCCUUACCGCAUGUUCACAUCACGCGCGGAGGACCGGCUAUUUCUCCGCAUUGACAACGGUGACAUCCGCAUGCUCAAGAAGGGUCGGCAGUGCGGUCUCAUACGCAAUGCCGAACGCGUGGACACCAUACGCGAGAAGUACAUCAGGGCACAGGCUGUGAUCAAUCGCCUGAGGAGUGUGACGUUACCAUUGAACAAAUGGGAUGUAAACAUGGACGGUGCAGACUGCAAGAACGGCUGGGAGAUGCUGAAAGUAUCGGGAGUCACACUUCCGUCGAUUGAGGCGCGAGUGAACGAACACUACCCUGACGGUCGCGUGUCUAAAACGGAGUUGCCUCCAAUGUCGGAGGCGGAGCGUUCCGGCAUUGACGCCGCGUUCGAGGGCCUGGAGGACGGUAUAUCGGAGCAAGCUGCCCGGCGGUCCGCGGAGCGCACAACCAGCAACAAGUACCUGCAGAGCGUAGUGGAAGCGCAGUGCAAGUACGCCCCGUUCGUUGACCGGCAGGCCAAGCAAAUGGAACGCACAUUGAGAGGCAGAUCGGUUCCGCUGCGCCCAGACAUUGAGUAUACGCGCGAGCGCUUCGCCUUCUUGUCUACGGAGGAGGUGGAGGUGCUCAACCGCCAUAGGCCGGCGACAAUAGCGGAAGCCGCCAAUUUACAGGGCGUGACGCCCGCGUCGCUCACGCUACUGGCGGAACAAGUCAUUAAAGGGCUGUAA
Babesia bigemina is the source of this 2073-nucleotide messenger RNA. RefSeq names its product glucose inhibited division protein A family protein, putative. Gene Ontology annotation, molecular function: flavin adenine dinucleotide binding. Gene Ontology annotation, biological process: tRNA methylation; tRNA wobble uridine modification. The record is from RefSeq and is a predicted model, not a curated record. Bases 1 to 2073 code for a protein of 690 amino acids. The transcript is spliced from 7 exons. NCBI's taxonomy places the organism in Eukaryota, Apicomplexa, Aconoidasida, Piroplasmida, Babesiidae.